Messenger RNA from Eruca vesicaria subsp. sativa (arugula), 746 nucleotides. The record is from the annotation of a GenBank genome assembly. Lineage: Eukaryota; Viridiplantae; Streptophyta; Magnoliopsida; Brassicales; Brassicaceae.
GUUGUUAUCUUCAAGGAUAGCUCUGGGAAAGUAGUGUGUGUGUUUGAUCGCCCAAAAGGCUUCGUCUCUCUCUUACAACAGGCUUAUAAGGAAUAAUGGCGAAAAGCUCGUUCAAGGAAGAGCAUGACCUGGAGAAGAGAAGUGCAGAGGCUGCUAGGAUUAGAGAGAAGUAUCCAGAUAGAAUUCCGGUGAUUGUUGAGAAGGGUGAGAAGAGUGAUAUACCAACCAUCGACAAGAAAAAGUAUCUAGUCCCAGCUGAUUUGACAGUGGGGCAGUUCGUGUAUGUCAUUCGCAAAAGAAUCAAACUGAGUGCUGAAAAGGCUAUCUUUAUCUUUGUGGACAAUGUUCUUCCUCCAACAGGUGCAUUAAUGUCUGCUGUGUACGAAGAGAAAAAGGAUGAUGAUGGGUUCCUCUAUGUCACUUACAGUGGAGAAAACACAUUUGGGUCUCCAUAGAUCUAUUACUGGAUACUUCGUUUCUCUAUUAUCUAUUUCGCCGAGUAUUUCAUAUCUCUUCUUAUUAGUUAUCUAAGUAAGCACCAUAUGUACUACUUGUCUAAGAACUUUCAGAUGGUCGUUAAUGUGUACAGAGAACAUAAAAAUAAUGUAUAUAAAUCUCAAAACCUACUUUCUGUUAAUCGUUACAACUUGGUUUGUGUUUUUGAUUGAGCCGACAUCACAUGAUACCGUGAUGUGCCAUUGUAAUUACAGAGGCAAAAAAAAGUCUAUAAGUCCAACUAGAGAUAG